AUGAAACGCGCAUGCAGCCCAGAAUCCAGCCCAGAGCAUGAGCUAAGAAACGAAAUUCCACUAAAUCACCAGCGCCCAAUUCUCUUAAGCUUAAAUGCGCCCGUCUCUCCGCCACAAAAAAGAUCAUCUAUCAAAUGGGCCAAGGAUGGAGAUGGAGGAGACGCUAUCCCGUCGAACGCAUCACAAUUAAACGCCCCACCCAGCCUCGCUGCCAUCGAAGCAGGCCAGGCUGAAGUGACCGACCAUCUGAGCACAAUUUCAGCAAAGCUUAAAGAAUGCGUUCGCCCAUUUCCAACACUACCAUUACCGCGGCUACCCAUCAAGGAAUGGACGGAAUUGUACAGACGCAACGAGCACCCCGAAGGACGCCAUUUCGUCAUCCAUCAACAUGACCAUCCCAUCGCGGGGCCCCAUUAUGACCUCCGUCUCCAGUUCUCGGAGACCAGCUCUGUGAGUUGGUCGGUUAUGUAUGGGAUGCCUGGGGAUCCAAAUAGCCAGCGACUGAACCGGAAUGCAACUGAAACUCGGAUCCAUUGUUUAUGGAAUCAUCUCAUUGAAACAGCUUCUCACAAAACGGGGAGCCUGAUUAUCUGGGAUACUGGAGAAUAUGAAAUUCUACCUUACCAAAUGGACCCAUCUGGUCCGGAGACCGAUGACUCUCGAUCAGAUGUCUCCGAAGAUAGCCAUGUUUUACCGGAGCCAAUCUCGGAUAGUGCGAAGUUGCGAGAAGCUUUUCAGAAUCGCAAAAUCCGACUCCGACUGCACGGAACCCGUUUACCAAAAAAUUACACUAUUAUAUUACGGAUGGAUAAAACCACCGAUUUUGCGAGGCCAAUUCGACAAGGCCCCAAACGGCGUCGUCGCCAAUCUAGGCCAAGGGCGCCACAAGCGCCCUUCACCUCGGACUCCGGAUCACCUUCGCCUCCACCAAGCAAACAAAAUUUGAGAGUGGAUCCAACACCGCAAAGUCAAUCCGAAUCUCGAAAUAGCCCGACUAAGACACAUGCAGACGAUAUCUACACCGCCGACAUGGAAAUUCAAAGAAACAAUGCCUACCCAGGGUCCAGCAAUACGAUCGGCUCGAUCCACCAACGGCGGUGGUAUCUCAGUUUGGAUCGGGAAUCCUCUGGAUUUGAGCCGACGGUAAAUGCAAGGGAGGUGAAAGAAAAAGGCAGGAAAAAAGUUGGACCCCCAAACUCGCCGGGCAAGGAUUCGAGCCGUUUUACGUGCACGGCCCAGAUUCUGAGCGAAGCGUUAUCACUGCACGAUUGGGGCGUGAUGUUUUGGAUGAUGAGGCCGUGGAAGAGUUUGUGCCGAGACGCGGGUGGAGGCCGGUCCUGCAUUAGGUGGACAUUAGAUGGAUACAAGCUAUACAAGUGGGGAAUGGUGAAUUUUCCUUGA
Molecule: messenger RNA, 1401 nt
Organism: Penicillium crustosum
Lineage: Eukaryota; Fungi; Ascomycota; Eurotiomycetes; Eurotiales; Aspergillaceae
Exons: 3
Coding region: 1-1401 (466 amino acids)
Source: RefSeq, a predicted model, not a curated record